Spinacia oleracea (spinach) is the source of this 3234-nucleotide messenger RNA. Its product is annotated as subtilisin-like protease SBT1.6. Gene Ontology annotation, biological process: proteolysis. Gene Ontology annotation, molecular function: serine-type endopeptidase activity. The transcript has a single exon. The coding region runs from base 535 to 2865 and encodes 776 amino acids. The record is from RefSeq and is a predicted model, not a curated record. NCBI's taxonomy places the organism in Eukaryota, Viridiplantae, Streptophyta, Magnoliopsida, Caryophyllales, Amaranthaceae.
AGAUGAUCAAUUUAUUUAUUUACUAAUGUAUUAAAAAAUGAUGAAUACUACUACCGUGGUACCACACGGCCCUCGUUUAAUUCAAGUUACGGAGUACUCCGUGUCAUACAAAAUACAUAAAAAUAUCUCACCAUAAUCUAUACAAACCAUUUUUUCAUUUUUUGAUUUUAAAAGCCGUUGGUAUGAUGGUAUCUAACAAAUGACAAACUAUUAUCAAAGAAAUUGAGCCAAAUAUCACCUAACAAAAAGGAACUGAUAGAGUUGAAAAAAGUGUGAUGAAUCUUAUACUAUCAUGCUUUAACGACUUUAAACUCAUCAAAUUCCCCCCUGAAACGACAAUAUCAUUCCCCGAAACAAAUUAAAUUAAUUCUAAAUUCAAGAACAAAAAAGGAUUCGCAUUAGACCACCUUUACUUAAUUAAGUGCUAAUUAAUUACAUCCAUAAAACACAAUCAUCUCUGACAAACUCUACUUAACAGUCCUCCUCUUCAGUCUUCACUAUCACUUCCCACUCUCCCCCACUCUCUCUCCUCCCAUGGCGAUACUCAAUAACCUCCUCCCACCAUUCCUCCUUCUCCUCCUUAUUACCCUCACCUCCGCCCAAUUACCCGAAUCCGAAACUCAAACCCGAAAAACUUACAUUAUUCGGGUUGACAGAACCGCUAAGCCCACCGUCUUCCCCACCCAUUACAACUGGUACACCUCCGAGUUCACUUCUGAUGGAACUCAAAUCCUUCACACAUACGACACCGUUUUCCAUGGCUUCUCCGCCGUUUUAACCACUUCACAAGCGGAAAACCUAAACAACAACCCCUCCAUCCUCGCUGUUCUUGAAGACCGCCGCCGACACCUCCACACAACGCGGUCCCCACAAUUUCUCGGACUCCGAAUUCAGCGCGGGCUCUGGUCAGAGUCUGAUUAUGGCUCAGACGUCAUCAUCGGAGUUCUCGACACUGGGAUUUGGCCGGAGCGUCGGUCAUUUUCGGACCAAAACCUCGGCCCAAUCCCUAAACGUUGGAAAGGAACCUGCGAAGUGGGUGAGAGAUUCUCCCGCCGCAACUGUAACCGCAAAAUAAUCGGCGCUAGAUUCUUCUCCAAAGGACACGAAUCCGCGUUCCCAGGGAUUGGUGUUGGCAAUACGACGUCAACUUUGGAGUACAGGUCCCCGAGAGACGCCGACGGUCAUGGGACCCACACAGCAUCAACAGCCGCCGGAAGAUACUCGUUCAGCGCGAAUAUGAGCGGUUACGCUCCUGGAGUUGCAAAAGGGGUUGCUCCAAAAGCAAGGUUAGCAGUUUAUAAGGUUUGCUGGGAAAAAGCAGGUUGUUUUGAUUCAGAUAUUUUAGCUGCUUUUGAUGCUGCUGUAAAUGAUGGUGUUGAUGUUAUCUCUAUCUCAAUUGGUGGAGGGGAUGGUAUUUCUUCACCUUAUUAUCUUGACCCGAUUGCAAUCGGGUCAUACGGUGCGGUUUCUAGAGGUGUAUUUGUGUCGUCUUCCGCCGGAAACGACGGCCCAAAUACCAUGUCUGUGACAAAUUUAGCACCGUGGAUUACCACAGUUGGAGCGGGGACGAUUGAUCGGAAUUUUCCAGCGGAGAUUGUGUUGGGAAAUGGGAAGAGAAUCUCUGGAGUUUCGCUUUACGCGGGUUUGCCAUUGAAGAAGGGUUUGUACCCGAUUGUGUACCCGGGUAAAACGGGUACUCUUUCUGUGUCUCUGUGUAUGGAGAAUUCUCUUGACCCGAAAGAAGUUAAGGGAAAGAUAGUGAUUUGUGAUAGAGGAAGUAAUCCAAGGGUUGCGAAGGGGGUGGUUGUGCAGAAAGCUGGUGGUGUUGGGAUGAUUCUUGCAAACGGAGCUUCUAACGGCGAGGGACUAGUAGGAGAUGCUCACUUAAUCCCAGCCGUUGGUGUUGGAUCCAACGAAGGAGAUUUUAUUAAAUCAUAUGCUUCCACUUCACGGUCACCGACGGCAACAAUUAACUUUAAAGGAACAAUUGUUGGAAUUAAACCAGCGCCGGUGGUGGCGUCGUUUUCAGGGAGGGGACCAAGUGGAUUAAACCCGGAGAUAUUGAAACCCGAUUUGAUUGCACCAGGGGUUAAUAUUCUUGCUGGAUGGACAGACGCUGUCGGUCCCACCGGGUUAGAUGUUGAUACUCGGAGAACGGAGUUCAACAUUCUAUCAGGAACUUCAAUGGCGUGUCCCCAUGUUAGUGGAGCUGCCGCUUUGUUAAAAUCGGCGCACCCUGAUUGGUCGCCGGCGAUGAUCAAGUCUGCAAUCAUGACUACUGCGAGUGUGGUAAACAAUCAGUUAAAGCUCAUGACGGAUGAAGCCGUCCCUGGGAAAGCGUCUACACCGUACGAUUUUGGGUCCGGGCAUUUGAAUUUGGAUCAAGCUAUGGAUCCUGGUCUUGUCUAUGAUAUCACUAAUGAUGAUUAUGUGAAUUUCUUAUGUGCAAUUGGAUACGGGCCCAAGACAAUACAAGUGAUUACUCGGAACCCUGCAAAUUGUAACAUGAAGAGGAAAGCAUCCCCGGAGAAUUUGAAUUAUCCCUCCAUCGCGGUAUUGUUUCCGGGUUCUGGGGUUACAAGCAAGACGUUUAUAAGGACGGUUACAAAUGUAGGAGACAAUGUGAAUGCUGUUUAUAAGGUGAAAGUGCAGGUUCCGGCAAAGGGAGUGGCCGUGAUAGUGAAGCCACCUACAUUGGUGUUUAAUGAAAAGGCCAAGAAGGUGACAUUUACCGUGAAGGUGACAGUGGAUAGUCGAAAUUUGAAUUUGGGGGAAUCAGGUGCGGGUUUUGGUUCAAUAUCAUGGGUUGAUGGAAAGCAUGUGGUUCGGAGCCCCAUUGUAGUGACCCAAGUAAACCCAUUGUAAUGUGUUGGUGACUUGGUGGAUUAAGGAUGGGAUGUUGUAGGUUGUUGGUGUAUAAUAGGGAAAGAAGGAAUAAUCAAGAGAUGGUUGUAGGAUUGUAGACGUUUGAUGACUAGCUUUUGAUGGAUUAUUAUAUUAGGUGUUUUUUUUUUCUUUUGUUUUUUUUUUUAACCUAUUUAUGGUUGAUUAGCUUUUGAAGUUUCUUGUUUAGUUGUUUGCUUUUGGGAUGGGUAGAUGGGGUUGGGGUUCUGUCUUGAUGAUGAUGUUGUAAAUAAAGAAAAGACAAUGUUGUAUAAAGACAGAAAAUGACAAGUUAAUAGAAUUAGUAGUAUAAAAGUUCAAAUAGAUGUUGCAAAAUUGAAUCGCAUCAAA